Messenger RNA from Neltuma alba, 1128 nucleotides. RefSeq names its product salicylate carboxymethyltransferase-like. The transcript has 4 exons. The record is from RefSeq and is a predicted model, not a curated record. Gene Ontology annotation, molecular function: methyltransferase activity. Bases 1 to 1113 code for a protein of 370 amino acids. NCBI's taxonomy places the organism in Eukaryota, Viridiplantae, Streptophyta, Magnoliopsida, Fabales, Fabaceae.
AUGGAGGUAGGUCAAGUGCUGCGCAUGAAUGGAGGGAUCGGCGACACUAGCUACGCAAGCAAUUCCUUAGUUCAGCAAAAGGUGUUGACACUGACGAAGCCGAUCCGAGAGGAAGCCAUAACCAACUUGCACAGCAGAAUGCUCCCGCCAAGCCUAGCGAUUGCAGAUUUGGGUUGCUCUUCUGGUCCCAACACUUUCUUUGUGGUUUCUGAAGUUAUCAGAACAGUGGAGAAGCUUUGCCGACACCUAAACCAGCAGUCUCCGGAAUACCAAGUCUUCUUGAACGAUCUCCCGGGGAAUGACUUCAACAACAUCUUCCGGUCUCUUGGCAGCUUCAAGGACAAACUCAGUCGUGAAAUGGUUUCUGGGGUUGGUCCUUGCUUCUUAUCGGGAAUCCCUGGAUCCUUCUACGGCAGGCUUUUUCCUUCGAAAAGUCUCCAUUUUGUCCAUUCCUCUUACAGCCUUAUGUGGCUAUCUCAGGUUCCCGAGGGAGUGGAGAACAAUAAGGGCAACAUCUAUAUGGCAAGCACAAGCCCCUCGAAUGUGUUGAAGGCUUAUUACCAGCAAUUUCAGAGAGACUUCUCGUUGUUUCUUCAGUGUCGUGCGAAGGAAGUGGUGGAAGGGGGUUGUAUGGUGCUCACAUUCUUAGGCAGAAGAAGUGACGAUCCCUCUAGCAACGAAUGCUGUCUAAUCUGGGAGCUUAUGGCCACAGCUCUCAAGGACUUGGCCUCCAAGGGAAUGAUAAAAGAAGAGGAAGUGGAUUCAUUCAACAUUCCUCAGUACACACCAUGUCUUUCAGAAGUUGAAGAGGAGGUAGUUAAGGAAGGGUCAUUCAUCAUCAACCAUACGGAGGUAUCAGCUGUGGAUUGGAAUGCUUACAGUGACUGGAACACAAUGGACAACGAGUUUAGUGAGGCAGAAAUCGUCAGUGAUGGUGCAUAUAAUGUCACAAAGUGUAUGAGGGCUGUGGCCGAACCCUUACUAAUUAGCCACUUCGGAGAGGACAUUAUUGAACAAAUUUUUAGGAGUUAUCAAGAAGUCCUAACAGACCACAUGUCCAAACACAAAACUGAAUUCAUCAAUGUCACCGUAUCCAUGACCAGAAGAGCUUGAUAUCUCACUGAGAUG